Messenger RNA from Phymastichus coffea, 2252 nucleotides. RefSeq lists its product as uncharacterized. Bases 1 to 1875 code for a protein of 624 amino acids. The record is from RefSeq and is a predicted model, not a curated record. Gene Ontology annotation, biological process: mitophagy by internal vacuole formation; mitochondrial protein catabolic process. NCBI's taxonomy places the organism in Eukaryota, Metazoa, Arthropoda, Insecta, Hymenoptera, Eulophidae. The transcript is spliced from 7 exons. Gene Ontology annotation, cellular component: mitochondrial outer membrane.
AUGAACAGAAGAACGACGCAACUGAUGGCUCUGAAUUCGUGCGAACGUAUAAGACCGGAGAGGCCACGGAAUGCAAUUCAACGUUUGGUCUGGGUGCCAGGAUCGCAGCUUCACGUUGGCUUUGUUGGUAUAGCCGACGAUGAGGGUACUAAUCCAAGAAUGGCACUCAGAAGGCUGCUGCGUCUGUACGAGGGACGCCAGUAUCGCGAGGCGGCUGGUUUCCUGUUGCGGUUGCCGCAGUACACGUUGAAGGCCGCACUGCCGGACAUCCCGAUCGACUUGCUAAUCGAGACGCUACCUCACAGUCUGGUACUGCUGGAAGCUCUGUACGCUCGUCUCCUCGAGUUGGGUAUACGCGAUGUCAAGGUGUUGAGGCUUGAGCAACUUCUAUGGCGAGUUGUAUAUCUCAUAGCUAGCGGUGACGCCCAUGACCAGUUUCAUUUGAGGGCUUGGGCAAGGCUGCUCUCUGCUCUCAACAGAGCAGCGCCAAGUGUCCGAAGCGCCCUGAUCACUCGUCGUCGUGCCCUCGAAAGAGCAGUCGAGGGUCUAGGUAAACACGGCCUCGUCCAAGCUAAACCCAAGAGCACUGUUAGCAAUGGAAAUAGCAACGACCAUCAUCAUCAUCAUCAUCAUCAUCAUCAUGGUUUCUCGUCGUCAAAUAGCAUUAACAGCCUGAUCAAUUCCACGUCAAAUCUAGUGCCGUUGCCAGUUGCGCUUAAAGACGAAUUGGAGACACGAGCCGAUGCCUACAAGCUCGCACUUCAUAAGAUCGAGAGCCUCGGCAAGCACGCGGGUUUGCACAAAGGUGAUCAAGGUGUGCAAGCAGCAUCACAUCAACGUCAACUGUCAUUAAAGCACAGUGAGGUGCAGCAGCGUUUAAUUGACAACCAAGGUUUGCUAAACGUUCUUGAACGUGCAAGUGGCACAAGAUUGGACGAAUUGUUAGUAGAGUUAAAAACACGCGUCGAACAAGACAAAGAGGCAUUGAGACAGUGGAGUGUAUUGAGAAAAACUUACAAUGAUUCGAAGAAUCAAACCUCGCUCGCUGCAAAACUGUUGCAAUUCUCGAGGGGAUGUACUCUCGCUAUCCAACUGAUGAACAGUGAUGGAGCUCCGGUAAGUUCUAAUGGCUCACAAUCAGGCGAUUACUACUACGAUGAGGAGGAGGAGGGAGAAGAAUCAUCAAGCAGCGCCGGUUAUCACACAGAUGAAAGUUGUAGUCUUACACCUGAACCCUCAUUUAAAACCCUUCAAGGUCUUAGCUGUCAGGAUGCUGGAGCGGAACGUCUUUGUGAACGUUACGCUGCUCUUUACACCCAAGCAAGUCAGCACACGCUUGAGGCACUUAAUGGGCUUCUACCAUUAAAGGACGCACCUGAACUCAAGACUAAGAUAUUGUAUUCGAUUGUUGUAUUAUCCUGGCGUUUAGCUGGGAUUUUGCAAGCUUCGCGUCGCAUCGAAGCACUGAAGAUACUCAACGGCGGUAACACGCAUUUACAAGCGUCAGCACCACCGGAUCUCGAAGACUGCAUACGCAGACAAUUGGCAACCGUUGGAGCACAAUCAGGAGCUCGCGAUGUUGCUCAUCAAGUCACAAAUCAACUUGAGCGCACUUUGUAUGAUUUUCCUUGUUUAAGAGACAGCAACGAGGUGAAAAAAUAUACAUUAGCUUGUUCUCGAUUAGCAUGGGCUUGCUUAGCUCGCAAUACACCGUUGGUAUUGGAAGUAGCUCACGGUCAAGAUUUCAGACCCGAAAUUCACUCGCGGCACCGAUCGUCUACCAAUGGAAUGAAAAUCAAAGCUAUUCUAUGGCCUGGACUUCGCGAAGGAUGUCAAGGACCAUUCUUGCAUAAAAUUGUUGUUGUUACAAAUUGAAUCUAAUUUUUUUUUUAAGAUAUGUUUAUGUAAAUACUUUAAGCGGUUGUCAUCUUUCAGAUUUUCUAGUUCACUACAUUAUCUGUAAAUAGUUUAGAAACCGGAAACGGAUUUUUUCUUUUAGUAUUUUGUUUCUUUUUCUUUGACUUAUUUAACAUAUACGCUCAUGUGUAAAUAUCAUAAUCAUACGUUUAUGCAAAGCACACGCAUAUAUUUACAUUGUUCACUUGUAUAUAUAAUUGAAAAAAAACUGUAAAACGAGCCCUAGAGAAAUUUCACAAAUUAUUCGAAAGAAUAAUUUACUGAAAGUUGGAGUUAGAUAAAAAUAGUUCAGACGCAAAUAAUAUAAAUAUGUAACUGGAAAUCAUAAACAUAUG